This is a messenger RNA of Argiope bruennichi, 614 nucleotides long. RefSeq names its product 39S ribosomal protein L53, mitochondrial-like (gene mRpL53). Bases 69 to 479 code for a protein of 136 amino acids. The transcript is spliced from 3 exons. The record is from RefSeq and is a predicted model, not a curated record. Gene Ontology annotation, cellular component: mitochondrial large ribosomal subunit. NCBI's taxonomy places the organism in Eukaryota, Metazoa, Arthropoda, Arachnida, Araneae, Araneidae.
AAGAAUUGGAGGAAGACAUCAACAAUAAGGUAACUUUAAAAUAUUUUUAAUAUAUUUUUAUUCUUAAUAUGGCUACUAGAGCAGUUUCAGAGACUGCUCUAAAAUAUUUUUUCCGCGAAGUCAAAAGAUUUCAUCUCCGUCCUGUUAAAAAAUUGAGUUUUCAAUUUGAUCCUUUUCACGAAAAUGCGAAAACGGUUAGGGAUUUCUAUUUCCAUAUAUCAUCAAAAAAGAUCCGUAAAACCAAUGAAGGCUGCAUAUUUAAAGCUGAUGUAGUUAAUGAUAGAUCAGAACCAAUUAUUAGUAUUGAUCUAAGUAACGGCCUGAACGUUUUGUUCAAGUGUUCAAACCUAUCACCACUAGAAGUUGCCAAAGAAUUUAAUCAAAUUGUUGAAAAGUAUGAUGUUCCAGAAGAUGAUGGUACAUCUAAAUUGAAAGGAGCAUUAUUAAAGAAGGCUACCAAAGCAAAGAAAAGAAAGUAGAUUUAUACUUAAAAUUUGUUAUUAUAGUCAACUAUGACGAAAGAAUCGUACAAAGCAAACAUUAACAUCUUUAAUAAAGUUUAUGACCAGCUACCUGCUUUUGUGGAUAUUUUUGAUGAAGAGACAUUUUAUGUU